AUGGAUUUUUCUGAGGGCAGCGCGGGGGGUAAGAGGCCGGACGCCCCUAGACCCGUAUCCAGACGUGGUUACAGAGAGUAUACAAACACUGGCUCAGCUGUGUCCAGAAGUAGCACAAUGAGGCCGACAUCAGCCUACCGAGGCAGUACAGCAUCACGGCUGUCGACAGCUGGCUUUGGGCCUGCUCCUCCCACCGCCAGCCGACAGCCGACCGCCAUGACAGGAUUUUCCAUGAUCGAUAGACCAAUAACCCAGCAAGGCAUAUCUGGUCUUCGAACAGGAACCGCUAGAGGUUUCCGUACCCGUCAACUUCAAGAUAAACGAUAUUGGGAAGAGCUGAUGCAAGUUAAGGUGAGGGAGAUGAAGGCUGAAAUAGCCAGGCUAAGUGAACAAGCUGAUGCUGGAGAAAGAGAGCGAUCAGCCAAGAAACAUUACGAGAAGAGAGUCAGAGAGUUAGCUCUGGAACUGACUGAUUUGCAAGGCCGUCUAGCAGAUUACAACACAGCGAUCCGUAUAGCUAAUGGCGAAGCCAAUAAGUUGAGUGUGGAAGAACAGACUAGGGACUUGGAAGCCAGUAACCAGAAGAUGCAAGAAGAAGUUGAGCAAGUCUUUAUGGAGAAACAGAGAAAGGAGAACCAACUGAGACAAUUAAGGGAACAGAUGGAUAAGGAACAGUCAACAAUCACUAAGCUGCUGGCAGAAAUGACUCAAGAACAAAAGGAUGAAUAUAAUGAACUCGAAGCAACUGCUUCUGCGUUGAGAGAAGAAGUGGAACAAGCUAGGACACAUAUUGAUCAUCUGAAUAGAGAAAAAGAUGAAUUCAAUAAAGAAAUAUCUGGAUCUCAGAUAAAGGUCCAUCUACUGGAACUACAUCGUCGACUAGCAGCUGCAGAAGAGAAACGUGACAAUAUGAAGAAUGAGAUGAACAAUCGUUUGGAUCCACAAGAAGAAAGAGAGAAACUAUUACUCCAGGUACGUGAAGACAAUGCCGCUAUCUCAUCCUUAGACAGUAACGCUGCAAAUCUAAAGGAACAAAUAAAGAAAGUUCAAGAACUAAUCGAACAGGCUGAACAGGAUUUGGAAGAAGGAAAUUCUGAUCGACAUCAAAAAUAUCGAGAACUAAAGAAAAGAGAAGAAACAAUGGAUACCUUUAUGGCUUCUUACGAAGAAAAUCUCAAGAAGGAACAAGAAAAGAUUGAUCAAUUAGAAAAAGAUAUCGUCUUUGCCUUAGAACAUAGCAGUUCUAACAUCGAUCUGGAUUUGAGUGAAAUUGACUCGUUGAAACAGAAAGAUGGAUACACUUCUCAAUAUGAUGAUAGCAAGAAAUCUGUUGAGAUGUUGACUAAAGAUUAUGAGAGGUUCCAGGCUAACUUGAAGAAGGCUGAAGCAACUAGGGAGCGUCUCGCCACAGAACUACAAACAUUGCCAGAGAAAAUGAGAGUCAUGAAAGAAGAACUGGUGACGCUGUCGGAUUUGGAGAAGCUUCGAGAUGAAGGUGAAGAACAGAAGAAGGCUUUGGAGACGGAACUAAAGCAGCUCAAAGAAAAGUUGGCUCCCACAGAAAGUGCUGUAUUAGAGGCGACGAAUAAAUUGAAAAGCAUACAAGCCAGUCUAGACGGUAAUGAAAUGUACACGAAGCUGAACGCGUUGGAAGAACAGUUAGCUCAGCUAGAAACGAGGAAGACGGUUCUAGAAGAAGACAUAGCGUCUAUAACAUUAAAGGCAGACUAUGAACCGCUCAAGAAACAAGCUAUUGAAGAACUGGCCACCCUAAACAAGAAGAUUAUUGAGGAUUUAAGUAGUAUUAAGUCUUAUUGA
Spodoptera exigua (beet armyworm) is the source of this 1818-nucleotide messenger RNA. NCBI's taxonomy places the organism in Eukaryota, Metazoa, Arthropoda, Insecta, Lepidoptera, Noctuidae. The record is from the annotation of a GenBank genome assembly.